Molecule: messenger RNA, 1749 nt
Organism: Numida meleagris (helmeted guineafowl)
Lineage: Eukaryota; Metazoa; Chordata; Aves; Galliformes; Numididae
Product: 2'-5'-oligoadenylate synthase 1-like
Exons: 7
Coding region: 132-1685 (517 amino acids)
Biological process (GO): negative regulation of viral genome replication; defense response to virus; regulation of ribonuclease activity
Cellular component (GO): membrane; cytosol; nucleoplasm
Molecular function (GO): 2'-5'-oligoadenylate synthetase activity; double-stranded RNA binding; protein binding
Source: RefSeq, a predicted model, not a curated record
ACGGUCAAUGCCACCCCCGCUCCCCGCCCCGUGCCGGCUGCGCGGCGGCCGCAUCCCGGGGUCCUGGGAGAUGGGGACCACCGCCCCCAAAGCGGCGGCAGCGCUCGGAGCAACCGGGCGCAGUGAGCGGUAUGGAGCUGAGCGCGGGGCCGGCGAUGGGGCUGCGGAGCGUGUCCCAGCGCGAUCUGGAGGGCUGGGUGGCCGCCCACCUGCAGCCCAGCCCGGACUUCAGCGCGGCGGUGAAGCAGACGGUGAAGUACAUCUGUGACUUCCUCAAGGAGAGCUGCUUCGAGGGCAUCAGCGUCCUCAAGACCGUCAAGGGCGGCUCGGCGGGGAAAGGCACGGCGCUGCGCAACAACUCGGAUGCCGACGUGGUGCUCUUCGUCAACUGCUUCUCCAGCUACCAGGAGCAGGAGCAGCAGCGGGGCCGCAUCCUCUCCAUCAUCGAGAGGCGGCUCUAUGAGUGCCGCCCGACGUCGCCCUUCAGAGUCACGAUCAGCAGUCCACGCUACAAGGACAGCCGGGACAGACCGCGCUCCCUCAGCCUCACCCUCUCCAACACCUCCGGCGAGUCCAUCGAUGUCGACAUCCUGCCCGCCUACGACGCGCUGGGGCAGGUGAGGCAGGAUGCCCGGCCGGACCCCGAGGUCUACGUGAAUCUGUUGGCCACGGGCUGCGGCCCCGGCGAUUUCUCCCCCAGCUUCACGGAACUGCAGAAGAAGUUUGUGAAGUGCCGCCCCGCCAAGCUGAAGGACCUGCUGCGCCUGGUCAAGUACUGGUAUAAGCAGGUGCUGAAGCCGCAGUACCCCAACGCUGAGCUGCCCCCCAAGUACGCGCUGGAGCUGCUGACCAUCUAUGCCUGGGAGCAGGGCACAGGCAGGGAGGACUUCAGCAUGGCCGAGGGCUUCAGCACCGUGCUGGAGCUGCUCGGACGGCACCAGGACAUCUGCAUCUACUGGGAGAAGUACUACUCCCUGCAGGACGAGCGGGUCGGUGCCCACCUGAAGGAGCUGAUGCGCCGGCCCCGCCCCGUUAUUCUGGAUCCCGCUGACCCCACCGGCAUCCUGGGCCAAGGCAAGAGAUGGGACUUGGUGGCCGAGGAGGCUGCCCGGAGCCGCCGGUCACUGCCCUGCGUCAGUGCUGCCCGCUCCUGGAAUGUGCAGCCCGCCCAAUCUGUGACGGUGGAGGUGAAGCAGCUGCGGGGCAUCAGCCUGAAAAAGACACUCAGACCCAGCACCACGGUCUGGGAGCUGAAGCUGGAGAUAGAGAAGGAGUGGGGCAUCCCCCGCUACCAGCAGCGCCUGGCCCUGCAGCAGCCCCCCGGCAACGCCUCGAGCGUGCUGCAGGACGGGGACAGCCUGGCCACCCACUGCCUCUUCUACAACACCGUGCUGCUGCUGCUGCAGACCGAGCCCCAGGAGAUGGAUGUCCUGGUGAAGGACAGCAACAACAAGACCACCGUCUACAGCGUGCGGCCCACCGACACCGUGCGGCAGCUGAAGCAGCAGAUCUAUGCCCGCCAGCACGUGGCCGUGGAGCAGCAGCGCCUGACCUACGAGACCAGGGAGCUGGAGGACCACCGCUCACUGGAGCACUAUGGCGUGCAGCCCCGCAGCACCAUCUACCUGCUGCUGCGGCUGCGGGGCGGUGUGGGACCCCUGCCCCGACGCUUCGUGCCCUCCUGAGCCCCCCUAAACCCCAGCCUGCAGCCCCGUCCCAUCCUGCUAGGAAUAAAACCCGUGGAACACC